Messenger RNA from Triticum turgidum subsp. durum (durum wheat), 366 nucleotides. The record is from the annotation of a GenBank genome assembly. Lineage: Eukaryota; Viridiplantae; Streptophyta; Magnoliopsida; Poales; Poaceae.
AUGAAGAAAGGUGCUCUCGCUCUCUUCCUCAUCCUCCUCACCUUUGCUUCCCAUGGCAUAUGGUGUGAAGCAGCUCGGAGAGGCACCAUGGCUGAUGCAGCUCAUCAUCAUCUGAGGCCUCAUCCCCAGGUGCAGGGAUUGCAUGAAACCCAAGGCAGGAGGCUCCUGGGGAAGCUGGAGCACAUGGCAGGUGGUGGCCCCGGCGGUGGAGCAAGUGGCGGCGGGAGGAACACCGGUGGCGGUGCGGCGAACACGAGGCCGCACAAUACCAAGAACGGCGGCGCUGUGGCCCUGCCGGAACCGGUGACCUCCGUUCUGGCACUGGUCUUCAGCACUACCAUUCUUCUCUCGGUGCUCAGCUUCUAA